Eleginops maclovinus (Patagonian blennie) is the source of this 2975-nucleotide messenger RNA. RefSeq names its product elongation factor 2b-like. Lineage: Eukaryota; Metazoa; Chordata; Actinopteri; Perciformes; Eleginopidae. The record is from RefSeq and is a predicted model, not a curated record. Gene Ontology annotation, molecular function: translation elongation factor activity; ribosome binding; GTP binding. Gene Ontology annotation, cellular component: ribonucleoprotein complex; cytosol. Bases 223 to 2796 code for a protein of 857 amino acids. Gene Ontology annotation, biological process: translational elongation. The transcript has 13 exons.
CGGAAUGUCACGUCAUAAGAACCAUGGAUGCGAUUAGAUUAGAACACGCGACCGAUCGAGCGUAAUUACGGUACGUGACGACGCACAGGCCUGACGCUCGUAGUAUAAAGGCCUACUUUCUGACGUCAGCUGUCUCUUUCCUGCCUAUGCCCUGGUGAGGUGGGCAGCGUAACAUUUCCUGUCUCUUUUCGCCACUAAGCGGAUCCAAAACCAUCCGUCAAAAUGGUGAACUUUACCGUCGACCAGAUCCGUGCGAUCAUGGACAAGAAGUCCAACAUCCGUAACAUGUCUGUGAUCGCUCACGUCGAUCACGGCAAGUCAACUCUGACAGACUCGCUCGUGUCAAAGGCUGGCAUCAUUGCCUCUGCUCGUGCAGGAGAAACCCGUUUCACUGACACGCGUAAAGAUGAACAGGAACGUUGCAUCACCAUUAAGUCAACCGCCAUUUCCCUCUACUACGAACUGGCCGAGAAUGAUUUGGCCUUCAUUAAGCAGACCAAGGAUGGCGCUGGCUUCUUGAUCAACCUGAUUGACUCUCCAGGUCACGUUGACUUCUCUUCUGAAGUAACUGCUGCUCUCCGUGUCACUGACGGAGCCCUGGUUGUUGUGGACUGCGUAUCUGGUGUUUGUGUGCAAACUGAGACCGUGCUCCGUCAGGCCAUUGCUGAGCGUAUCAAGCCAGUCCUGAUGAUGAACAAGAUGGACCGUGCCUUGUUGGAGUUGCAGCUGCAGCCUGAAGACCUUUACCAGACUUUCCAGCGUAUUGUUGAGUCAGUCAACGUCAUCAUCGCCACAUAUGGUGAAGAGGAUGGGCCUAUGGGACAUCUCCCGGUCUCACCAGUGAUUGGAACCGUGGGCUUUGGCUCUGGGCUCCAUGGCUGGGCUUUCACCUUGAAGCAGUUUGCUGAAAUGUAUGCAGCCAAGUUUGCUGCCAAGGGCAACACCCAGAUGUCUCCAGACGAGCACUGCAAGAAAGUGGAAGACAUGAUGAAGAAGCUGUGGGGCGACAGGUACUUUGAUCCUGCCACUGGAAAGUUCUACAAGAGUAGCAAUCUACCUGCAGGCUCCAAGCUCCCUCGCACCUUUGUGGCGCUCGUCCUGGACCCCAUCUUCAAGGUGUUCGCUGCUAUCAUGAAUUUCAACAAAGAGGAAACUGCCAAACUUCUCAGUAAGCUGGAGGUCAAGCUGGAUACUGAGGACAAGGACAAGGAGGGUAAGCCUCUUCUGAAGGCUGUGAUGCGCCGCUGGCUGCCUGCCGGUGAGGCUCUUCUUCAGAUGAUCACCAUCCACCUGCCUUCCCCCGUCACUGCCCAGAAGUACCGUUGCGAAAUGCUCUACGAAGGACCUAUGGAUGAUGAGUGUGCCAUGGGUAUCAAGAACUGUGACCCCAAGGCACCUUUGAUGGUGUACAUCUCCAAGAUGGUCCCCACCAAUGACAAGGGUCGCUUUUAUGCAUUUGGUCGCGUGUUCUCUGGAUCCGUCUCCACUGGCCUGAAGGUACGCAUCAUGGGCCCAAACUAUACCCCUGGAAAGAAAGAGGAUCUGUACUUGAAGCCAAUCCAGAGGACCAUUUUGAUGAUGGGUCGUUAUGUUGAGCCCAUUGAAGACGUGCCUUGUGGUAACAUCGUGGGUCUGGUUGGAGUGGAUCAGUUCCUUGUCAAGACUGGAACAAUCACCACCUUCGAGCAUGCGCACAACAUGAAAGUGAUGAAGUUCAGUGUCAGCCCUGUCGUGAGAGUUGCUGUGGAGGUCAAAAAUCCUGCUGACCUGCCCAAGCUGGUGGAGGGUUUGAAGCGUCUGUCCAAGUCUGAUCCUAUGGUGCAGUGCAUCAUUGAGGAGUCUGGCGAACACAUCGUUGCUGGAGCUGGAGAGCUGCAUUUGGAGAUCUGCCUGAAGGAUCUGGAGGAGGAUCAUGCUUGUGUUCCACUCAAGAAAUCUGAUCCAGUGGUCUCCUACAGGGAGACAGUCAGUGUGGAAUCAUCUGUGGUGUGUCUGUCCAAGUCCCCCAACAAGCACAACCGUCUGUUCAUGAAGGCUGCUCCCUUUGAGGAGGGCUUGGCAGAGGCCAUUGAGAAGGGUGACAUCUCCCCUCGUCAGGAGUUGAAGCUGCGUGCCAGAUACCUUGCUGAUACGCACGAUUGGGAUGUUGGAGAGGCCAGAAAGAUCUGGUGCUUUGGCCCUGAUGGAACUGGCCCCAACCUUUUGGUGGAUGUCACCAAGGGAGUGCAGUACCUUAAUGAGAUCAAGGAUAGUGUUGUGGCUGGCUUCCAGUGGGCAGUCAAGGAGGGUGUCCUCUGUGAAGAGAACAUGCGUGCCGUUCGCUUCAACGUCCAUGAUGUUACCCUGCACACAGAUGCUAUUCAUCGUGGUGGUGGUCAGAUUAUUCCAACAGCUCGCAGAUGCCUGUAUGCAUGCCAACUCACCGCUGAGCCCAAAAUGAUGGAGCCAGUCUACCUGGUGGAGAUUCAGUGUCCCGGAAGUGCAGUUGGUGGAAUCUACGGUGUGUUGACCAGAAGACGUGGUCACGUCUUUGAAGAGAUCGCUGUUGCAGGAACACCCAUGCGUGUCACCAAGGCCUUCCUGCCUGUCAUGGAGUCCUUUGGUUUCACAGCUGACCUUCGUUCCCACACUGGUGGCCAGGCCUUCCCACAGUGCGUGUUCGACCAUUGGCAGAUCCUCCCCGGAGACCCAACGGACCCCGCAUCCAAGCCCGGUAUCGUUGUCACCGACGCGCGCAAACGCAAGGGGCUCAAGGAAGGUGUCCCACUACUGGAGAACUACCUGGAUAAAAUGUAAUCGCUAUGACUACACUUGGCUUUCGCCUCAUUCCUCCCUUCCCAAAAGAUAUGUCUACAUUGGGGGACUGGACUAUACAGAACAAAGUGAGCACUAAUGUUUGCCAAAACAAUUGAAAAUAAUGAAUAAACACCCACAAAAAUUGUAAACGAAGUAAAUAAAAUAAAAAUAAAAACCAA